Molecule: messenger RNA, 7714 nt
Organism: Anguilla anguilla (European eel)
Lineage: Eukaryota; Metazoa; Chordata; Actinopteri; Anguilliformes; Anguillidae
Gene: abl2
Product: c-abl oncogene 2, non-receptor tyrosine kinase
Biological process (GO): protein phosphorylation; regulation of apoptotic process
Molecular function (GO): non-membrane spanning protein tyrosine kinase activity; ATP binding; protein binding
Source: RefSeq, a predicted model, not a curated record
ACACACGCCCUGCUCUCCUCUCUCACCGGGGGGAUUUUCAGAGACCUGGGUUGCUGUCUGAGACGUCUGCGUUUGCCCUGGAAAUCGUGACUUCUAAAGCCACAUCAAAGUCCGUAAUGGGAGGGGCUUGGGUAGAGCGGUGCUAAUCGGUGGAACUUUUCUUCACCAGCAUUUUUUUCCCCCCCCGAAUGGGGGUAGGCUUUCACUGCGCACAAAGAUCGGUUAGGGGUGGAUCUCAUUGCCGCUGUGCUGGAGUCGCUGUGUGUUGGAGGGGGAGAGGGCCACACGUUAACAGCCGUGGGGGGAGAAGAGGGACCGGACCCCCACACCGGAAGCUUGUGGAUGUACUGGGAGCUGUGGCCGAGCCGGGUGAGCGGGACUCCGCCCCAGUGCAUUGUGGGCAGGAGGAAAGAAGCGCUGCACCGGCCGUUCGGAGUGGACUCAGCCGCUCUGACCGAGGCGGUGCGCUGGAGCUCCAAGGAGAACCUGCUGGGCGCGGCCGAGAGCGACCCCAACCUCUUCGUUGCACUUUACGACUUCGUCGCCAGCGGCGACAACACGCUGAGCAUCACCAAAGGCGAGAAGCUGAGGGUGCUGGGCUACAACCAGAAUGGGGAGUGGAGCGAGGUGCGCUCCAAGAACGGCCAGGGCUGGGUGCCCAGCAACUACAUCACGCCGGUCAACAGCCUGGAGAAGCACAGCUGGUACCACGGGCCGGUGUCCCGGAGCGCCGCCGAGUACCUGCUCAGCAGCCUCAUCAACGGCAGCUUCCUGGUGCGCGAGAGCGAGAGCAGCCCGGGCCAGCUGUCCAUCUCGCUGCGCUACGAGGGCCGCGUCUACCACUACCGCAUCAACACCGCCUCCGACGGCAAGGUGUAUGUGACGGCUGAGAGCCGCUUCAGCACCCUGGCGGAGCUGGUGCACCACCAUUCCACAGUGGCCGACGGGCUGGUCACCACGCUGCACUACCCCGCCCCCAAGUGCAAUAAGCCCACCGUCUACGGGGUCUCGCCCAUCCACGACAAGUGGGAGAUGGAGCGCACCGACAUCACCAUGAAGCACAAGCUGGGCGGCGGCCAGUACGGGGAGGUGUACGUCGGGGUCUGGAAGAAGUACAACCUCACCGUCGCCGUGAAGACGCUCAAGGAGGACACCAUGGAAGUGGAGGAGUUUCUGAAAGAAGCCUCUGUGAUGAAAGAAGUGAAACAUCCCAAUCUGGUGCAGCUGUUGGGUGUGUGCACACUGGAGCCGCCCUUCUACAUUGUGACGGAGUACAUGCCGCACGGGAACCUGCUGGACUACCUGCGGGAGUGCGACCGGGAGGAGGUCAACGCCGUGGUGCUGCUCUACAUGGCCACUCAGAUCUCCUCCGCCAUGGAGUACCUGGAGAAGAAGAACUUCAUCCACAGAGACCUGGCCGCGAGGAACUGCCUGGUGGGGGAGAAUCACGUGGUGAAGGUGGCCGACUUCGGGCUGAGCAGGCUGAUGACUGGAGACACCUACACUGCCCACGCCGGGGCCAAGUUCCCCAUCAAGUGGACCGCUCCAGAGAGCCUGGCCUACAACACCUUCUCCAUCAAGUCCGACGUCUGGGCUUUCGGGGUGCUGCUUUGGGAGAUCGCCACCUACGGCAUGUCGCCGUACCCGGGGAUAGACCUGUCCCAGGUGUACGACCUGCUGGAGAAGGGCUACCGCAUGGAGCAGCCCGAGGGGUGUCCGCCCAAAGUGUACGAGCUGAUGAGGGCCUGCUGGCAGUGGAGCCCUUUGGAUCGACCUUCAUUUGCAGAGACGCACCAAGCGUUUGAGACCAUGUUCCACGACUCCAGCAUCUCUGAAGAGGUAGCAGAGGAGCUGGGUAAGACGGCGUCUUCCUGCCCUGCCAUGCCGGUGCACCCCUUUGGCCCGGACCUGCCCCUGCUGCCCUCCAAGUCCCGCACGCCGAAGAAGCACACCGAGAACAAGGAGAACAUCGAGGGGGGGCUGGACGGCAGGCAGGACCCCCCCGGUCACAGCGGCCCCUCAGGACUGAUGAGCAGCCUGCUGGGAGGGGACGCGAUGGGAGGCUCCCCAGCCCUGCCCCGCAAGCAGCGGGACAAAUCCCCCAGCAGCCUCCUGGAGGAGUCUCAGGAGACCACGUUCACGCGGGACCGCAAGGCCGGCUUCUUCAGCUCCUUCAUGAAGAAGAAGUCGUCGUCCUCGUCUUCCUCCUCGCAGCCGCAGCAGAGCCUGCCCACCCCGCCCAAGAGGAGCAGCUCCUUCCGCGAGAUGGAGAACCAGCCGCACAAGAAGUACGAGCCCACGGCCGCCUUCGCCGGGUUCGGCUCGCCGGCCCCCUCCCUGCCCCAGGCCGACGGGCUGGGCUUCUCCCCGUCCCACGGGGAGGGGAACCACAUCCAGUCGCGCUGCUGCGGGGCCAGCUUCGGACAGAAGGCCUCCUCCAGCUCCGCCUCCACCGGGGCGGCCCCGCCCACAGGCAGCAGCAGCUGGGCGGGGCUGGCCGGGUUCUUCACCCCCCGCCUCAUCAAAAAGACCCUGGGGCUGCGGACGGGGAAGUCCUCGGCGGAGGACGGGGGCGGGGGCGGCGGCGGCGGGGGGAAGCCCUUCCCCAGGUCCAACUCCACGUCGUCCAUGUCGGCGGGGCUGCCGGACCUGGAGCGCAUGGCGCUGACGCUGCCGCGCAACCGCAGCAAGCCGCCGCUGGAGCGCACCGCCUCCACCGCCUCGCAGCCGGAGAACGGGGCGGCGGCGGCGGCGGCGCGCUCCUCCGAGGCGCUCCUGCGCAAGCUGGACGAGGGCACGGCGCAGAUCCGCGACCGGCCCAAGGCCAAGCUGCUCCCCCGCAGCGCGGGCGCCGCCGCCGCCACCAGGGCGCCCGGGGUGGGCGGCGAGGCGGAGGGCCAGGAGGGGGCGGGGGUGGCACAGGACAGGCAGGGCUGGUCCUCCCCCUCCAAAUCGGCGGGCCAGCAGGGCCCGGCGGCGGCGGGGGCGGGGGCCACCCCGCACAACCACAAGGUGCCGGUGCUGAUCUCGCCCACGCUGAAGCACAGCCCCGCCGACGUGCACCUGGUGGGCGUGGACUCCCAGGGCAACCGCUUCAAGCUGCUGUCCGAGCACCAGACGGACCGCGACCGGCCCCGGCUGGUCAAGCCCAAGUGCGCCCCCCCGCCGCCCCCCACCCUGCGCUUCCUGCAGCACCACCCCUCCAACUACAGCGGGGACGGGGCCGAGGAGCAGGGGCCGGUGGAGGUGAACGGCGACGCCCUGAGGAGGCGGGGAGGGGGCCGGGAGGGGGAGUGGGGGGGGGGAGGGGGGAGACCCUCAGUGCCGCCGCCGCAAGUGCCUCCGCCCCCCUCGGCCCCGUCGUCCUCGCCCGCCAGCGUCGCCACCCCGACCAAGAUGGCUAACGGCGCCACGGGCAGCGGCCCGUCCAAGGCGGCGCUGCGGCGGACUCGGCAGCAGGUGGAGCGGCUGCCGCCGGAGAAGGUGAGCAAGGAGGCCCUGCUGGAGUGCGCCGAGGGCCUGAGCAGCGCCCUGCAGGGCAGCGCCGAGCCCUCCUCCAGCAGCCACGUGCUGGACGCCGGCCACCAGCUGCUGGACUACUGCUCGGGCUACGUGGACUGCAUCCCCCAGACGCGCAACAAGUUCGCCUUCAGGGAGGCCGUGGGCAAGCUGGAGCUCAGCCUGCAGGAGCUGCGCGCGUCCUCCUCCUCCUCCUCCUCCUCCGGGGGGGGCGGGGGGGCCACCAGCGGCCCGGGACACGGCCCCGCCCUGGACAACUUGCACACCUGCAUCAAGGAAAUCAGCGACGUGGUGCAGAGGUAGCCGCGGCGGCGGCCUCCCGCCCUUUUUUUUUCGGCUGUCGCGUUUCAAAUUUCGGGGCAGAGAACGAUCUCAAACGUACCUCAGAAAUUCACUACGCAUUGUAUCACUGUUUACAGCUAACUCUCGUAAAUAACCUGCGGGGAGCACAGUUCUUACCUGGCAUGAAACGUUUAUACCAAACCAGAAGGGGGCGGUCCCUCUUUUCACGAAACACGUCUUUUCUCAUAGUGUAACUGACACUGGGUUGUAACACCUUUGGUCAUUAGCGGUGUCCUGUCACCGAUUGGCUCUAGAGAGCUGGGCCAGCUCCUCGGGCAGGGAAGGCUGUUGGCUGCAACCAACUGGGAGCAACAGUGAUUGGCGGAGCAACUGGCAGGAGUCUUUGUCCCACUUCUGGUUUGGUAUGACGUGUCAUUACACAGCACACGUACACGCCCUCAACCCAACUGGAGUCCCUAACCUCAGACACUGUACACAGGCCCCGCCCCCCACCCCACUACAUGUCUUGAACAUGCAUGAAAUAUCAGCGUUCGUUCGGUUCAAAGGUGUCGUCUGUCCUGUAUAACGGCACUAUGUCACUUCCUACUUUCUCAGCAGUUUGCUUUUGUUUUGUUUUGGUUUUUUUUUUAUUGCAGAAGUUCUGUACUACACUACCGUAUACCAUUGUCUGUGGUUCCCCUCAACCUAAAAUGUAAUUUGCACUUAAAAAUCUCAAGACUUGCUGUGGCAAAUUAUUCUCACACGGGGUGUCACAUCACAUUUCAAUACGGCCUUCACAUUUGUAUCCAUCGUUUUGGACAGUAGAGACUAUGUUGCUAUUAAUUGCAUAAAAUAUCAGUUUAAGAUUCUAACAGAAACUCCCUUGCACGUGUGCUGUAUGACUUGUUUGUAGAAGCGGUUGAUGAAAGCUGAGGGCUUUAUUAAAGGUAGAAUGGGACACUUGGGCAGGGAGAGUGUUACUGGGGGCGGAGCCAGCUGUGGUUCAUCAAGUGUCCUUGAGGGGUGGUCAAUGCAGGGCAUCCUGUCACGGGUCUAAUGUGUCGUAAUGCCUGGUGUCUCAAACACAGAAACAACUGUCCUGGGAAAACUGAAGUAGUUGAAACACAAGCUACAGUCCUUCUCUAGCACAUUUGCAAUUUAUGGAUUAUUUCAGUAGAAUGUCUUCAUGUAUAAACUUGAAUUUAAUUUUAUUUAAUUGAAAGCACAGAUGUAUUUUUCUUUUUUUAAGAAAGACCCUACAUUGUUUCAUAUCAUGGUAAAGUACUCGCGAUUAAGUUUGCUUUCUUGGCCUCUGUGGGAUACUAGGUGUGACGGUGAGAGACUGUGGCUCUGGGUUGCCUGUCACACGGAUGAAUGUAUGCUUUCUUUAAACAUGAAUGUUGAAGUCAUCAACCCGCAGACGGUGUGGACUGAAGUGGCUUAUGUGAUGAGGUGGUGUUACUUUCUGCCCGUCUUUGUUUUCUAUGUCACUGGUCAGCUGAGGUGGUACAUCUUUCAUUGUAAGAGCCUCUCACUUCUUUCUUUUCUCUUUGUUAUCUGAGCGAUCUUGGCUCCAACAGAGUAACUGUGCAGAUUAAUGUUUCCGGAAAAUAGCCCUCUUCAGGCUGCGCCACAAUUGGGGGGGGGGUACAUAAAUCAGAUUUUCCGAAACAUUUGCAGUUGAUGGCUUGGAGAAAAGCUCUCUUUUUGUGAAGGAAAAGCACCAUGAAUCUGGGAAUGACCUGCAGGUUCCCUAUGAUACCUCAGCCUGCAGUGGUGUAAAACCAGGAAAUGUUACAGCCACUGUCAAAAACAAAUCCUGAAGUGCAGACGUUUCCCCCCUCGGGUGCAGAAGUUGGCCGAAGCACAGUUAAAACACAGCAGUGCAUUAGAAUGUCUGGCGUUCUAAUUUGUCAGCAGGUUCCACGUGCAGUCACAUCGAGUCAUCCCAGCAGGAAAUGGGGUGACAUUAAGGCUACCUCGGGCAAGGCCAGCUCCCACUUACAGGAAGGCUGGAUAAAAACAAGUCUCUCAGCGCUCAGCUCUUCGGCUAAUUUCUAAUUACGUAGCCACACAUUUCAGUUUUGCAUUUCUCAGUUUUGCAACGUGAGGCUGCGUGCGCGCUCUUGUUCGCUGCAGUGCUUCAUGAGAGAUUUGUGAAAGAUAAACCGUCCCUUCAUCUCCCCAAAAACUUCGUUCAGUACCACUUUGAGCUGUUUUGCCUGAACGGGCCUGUAUUUCUAGCUUUGUCGAAUGCAUCUCUUAUCAAACACAUUCUACCAGUCAACUUUUGAAAAGACAUGGUAAUAUUAUAUGUGGUCGCCUUAUGAGAAACCUUUUGAACUAAAUAAAAUAAGAAUGUCAUAUAAAUAAGAUGCUUCACUCUGUAGCAUUUAAUAUGUGAAAACACUGCUUCUGACUGGCAUGAAGCACCGACAUUACAUUUCCUAUCCUAGCCACACAAGUUUUGGGGGUCUUUCCCCAGGCAUCCAUUUUAGAAUCAUGGCCUUACUUUGAAGUCCAUUUCGUUUUUUCUCAUCUCACGCACAGAUCUAUUUCCGUAACUAACUCCUAACUCCCAUUUCUGCUAUCAACACUAUGCUGACCACAGGUCCUCACUACGUCUGAAAAAGCAGGAUCACACAUCUACUUACCUUCUUCAACUAAGUAAUUUGGCCAAAUCCACAGAAAGUUGUCUCUUUUUUUUUCAAUGUGAGAUUUCAGAAUUAUUAUUAUUUUUACCUACUGGAUAAAAUGUUGCCCAAUGAUUCAUGGUGCCUUUUGUGAAAGAUUUAAUGUAUUGUGCACUACUCAAUUCAGAGACGUUUAUAGUUACCCGUUAUUGUAAAUACUUUUUUGUAUCAUUGUUUUCAGGAAUGACUCACUUUACAAUGCGGUUUAUGGUCAAAUGGAAUUUCAGCCCUAUGGAAUAUAUUUCUCUUGCCAAGUUCAGUAUCUGCCAAUUUACUUAUCAGUUUUGCCUCUUGUAUGAAUUGGGUGCUUGUCACAUUACAUUUCUCUGCAAAGCCAGAGCUUUUGGUUAGCACUGGUGUUUGUGUGACCUGUAUGCUUGCGAGAAUCAGCAUUGCACAACUCCGUGCCAUUUCCUAUUGUUCGAGUCCCAACACAACACAGAAUGUUUUCCAUUCUUCUGGCCUGUAGUGUUACUGCAGCUGAAUAGCAGGUAUUGAUUAGAUUUUGUGUUUUGCCCAUGAGUCACCUGUGCUAGUUGUCUGUGCACAUUCUGUCCAAAUCUGUCUGAUUUGGCUUUUGUAUUUUCCAUUCAAAUCGUUUUUUUUUUUUGUUUUUUUUUUUUUUAAAUAAUCAUCCAAACCUUAUUGCUUUUAGUUCAUCACUUGUAAUAGUCAGACUGCCCUAGCAUAGCAACCAUUGAUUUUCCAAAUCAUCCAAAACUAUCAACAGCUUGUGUAUUAAUACGCCCAGAUUCCUAGAACUGCCUUUUGUUUCUCCAUUCAGGGAAAUGAUGUCAAUUAAGUCACACUGUAAAAAGCUUGAAAAGAAGCGACUCCUGUUUCCUCCUUAUUUCCUGAGCCAAAUGCGGUCUUCCUGCUCACAAAGCCAUUCAGACAUAUCUCAGUCAAGUCAGGUCAGGCUCACAAUAAAAGUGUCCAAACAUUUCAUUUUGGUAAUUUUGUAUACCAGUGUCCAAUUUUUUGCCCAAAUUAUGUUGUGCAUACAUUAUUUUGUAUUUAUUUUGUUUUAUUUAUUAUGUUUUAUAAUCAUUUGAAGCCUGGAAGUCACAUCCUGGGAAACAGUCUGUCUUUCUUGUAUUUUUUUAAGCAGUGCUGAAGAAAAUUUUCGUAAGCAUCGUUUAUACCAAAGGCCACUUCUUCAGUUCUACUAGUGCAAUGAAAACCUAAACACUUCUUAACUGUAAAUAUGUGAAUUUUAA